AUGAGCUUUGAGAAUUAUGACCCUUGUUUCCCUGACCAGCCGGUAGUUGAUCAAUACCUCCCGGUGUGGGCUAACCUUCCCUCCUUCCGGUCCAAGCCGGCUUUCAUCUGGGCAGAAGACAGUUUGUCUGGUUCGCUAAAAUGCUCAAGUCUCACCUACGAGGGGCUAAACAACUCGGUUCACUUCAUUUCAUCCCAACUUUCACAAUCAUUUCAGAGGGGUGACACGAUCAUCAUUUUAUGCUCCCCUGGGCUUGAGCUCGUUGAGAUCCUAUUUGGAUGUCAACGAGCUGGACUCAUGGGAGUACCCAUCAUCCCUCCUAACCCAACUUUUUCAAACGACGAUCACCACCAUCUCAUUCGUGUUUUGUCUCAGACACGACCAAAAGCGGCUGUUGCAGAUCGUAAUUAUGUUGAAAAGGUCCAAAAAUAUAUCAAACUUUCUUGUCCUGAAACCCCCCUAUAUAAAAUCUUGCGCAAUCUCACUUGGAUACCUAUGGAAAAUCUUAUAGAGAUGAAUGUAACGUCAAACACAAACUUACAUUCAUCGUAUCAAGGUUGCAAGCCAGACGAGGUGUACUUGAUCCAGUACACCUCUGGUGCAACCGGGAUACCAAAGCCAGUCUUGGUGGCAGCAGGAGCAGCCGCUCACAACGUCAGACUUGCUAGAAAAUCCUAUGAUCUUCACCCAAAUAGCAUCAUUACGUUGUGGCUACCCCAAUACCAUGAUUGCGGGCUUAUGUUUCUCUUAUUGACAAUUGUUUCUGGUGCGACAUGUGUGUUAACCUCGCCAAACGCUUUCAUCAACCGGCCUAGGAUUUGGCUCGAGUUGAUAACCAAAUUCAAGGCAACGUGCACUCCGGUACCCUCCUUCACACUGCCAUUGGUCAUCAAAAGGGGACAAGUUUUUGACAAAAGACACAUGUCUAUAAAUCUAACCACCAUGAAAAACCUAAUAAUCAUCAACGAACCAAUAUACCAUGAAUCCGUUAAACAGUUUGUCCAAGUGCUCGGCCCAUUAGGUUUAAAUCCUUCAUCGAUUUCGCCCUCUUACGGGCUAGCUGAGAAUUGUACUUUUGUCUCCACAGCAUGGAGAUCAAAACCACAAGAUAGCAAUUUCCCAAUCCAUAAUAAGCUAUUACCAAGUGCCCGGCUGCAUUACGAUGAUAUACAUGAUGAAGAAGAUCAAAUGAACAUUGUAAUCGUCAAUGAAGACACAAAUGAGCUUGUGGAAGACGGAUUCGAGGGUGAGAUAUGGAUUGCUUCUUCUCCAAGCAACGCCUCAGGCUACUUGAGCCACCCUUCUUUAACUCAAGAAAUCUUUCAUAGCAGAUUAAGAGGAAGAUUCAGCCAUGAACGAUUCAUUCGAACUGGGGAUCGAGGGAUCAUCAAAGGUGUCGAAAGAUUCCUCUUUGUAACAGGUCGAUGCUCAGACGUUAUUAAACACGAAAAUGGGGUUGAAACACAUGCUCAUUAUCUCGAAACAGCAGCAUACGAAUCGUGUACAAGGUUUCUACGAGGAGGGUGCAUUGCAGCAUUUCAGAUUGAUGGGAGUAUGACAGCAAUUGUUGCAGAGAUGCAGAAGAGUGGUGAGAAAGAAGAUAAUAUGUUGAGGAGCAUAUGUGAAGGAAUAAGAGAGUUUGUGUUGAAGGAACAGGAUAUUCAGGUGGAAAUGGUAAUUACCCUAGUGAAGAGUGGAAGUAUUCCCAAAACGACAUCGGGGAAGAUACAACGAUGGCUUGCUAAAGAUAGAUUUUUGAGGGGUAACAUGGAGGUAGUGACACAGAUGAAGUUUGAUAAAGAAGAUGACAACACUUUCAAGAAGUCUAUUGCGAAUAAUAUGAAGAUAAAUCAAAUGGAAAAUAGAAAGACGAUAUUAUACAGUAAUUUAUGA
Messenger RNA from Helianthus annuus (common sunflower), 1893 nucleotides. RefSeq names its product long-chain-fatty-acid--AMP ligase FadD26. The transcript has a single exon. NCBI's taxonomy places the organism in Eukaryota, Viridiplantae, Streptophyta, Magnoliopsida, Asterales, Asteraceae. The coding region runs from base 1 to 1893 and encodes 630 amino acids. The record is from RefSeq and is a predicted model, not a curated record.